AUAGAUAAUUUUGUAGACGAGGUUGUUAGUAUCGUGUAUGAUAUAUACGUACAACAACGGUAUACGCUAUACAGCGCUGAGCUCCCACAAGUUUCCAAUCAUCAUGGCCAACAAUCCACCAGCGGAGAAUGACCUCGCCAAGAAAAAGAAUUUCCGUAAAAAUAAUGACGACCCUUUGGUUCUUCCGAAGAGUGCAGCAGAUAAACAGCGUAUGCAGAUCGAAAAGCUGAUGAGAAAUCCAGAGAAACCAGUGUUCAUCCCAGAUGCAAAGAAGGAAUGGACACCGAGAGCUCCUGCUGAGUUUGUCAGAGAUGUCAUGGGAUCUAGUGCUGGAGCUGGGAGUGGAGAGUUUCAUGUUUAUCGUGGAUACCGUCGUCGUGAGAAUGCCAGACAAGCUUUCAUCCAGAACAAGGCAGAAAAGGAUGAACAGGAUCGUGAAUACCAUAAGAAGUUAGAAGAAAAUCAGAAACUAGCCAAUCAGAAGACUGCCAAGAAACGUGCCAAAAGCUUCUGCAGUAAGAAGACACCAUACACCAUGUACCGUGUGCAUAGACGUCAGGCUUUAAGCAUAGAAACAAAGAUGGAAAUUCUUGGUGCUGUUGAGCGUGGUGAAAGAAAAACUGACGUUGCCAGAGAGUACAACCUUCCUUCCAGCACAUUGUCAUCAAUCUUGAAGAACAAAGAGAAGAUCAAAGAACACUUUGAUUCUGCAAAGAUCGGACCGUCAAGGAAAAGAAUUCGCUUAACGGACCUUGAGGACUUGGAAGAAGCUGUGGUUAGAUGGGUAAAUGAUAGGAGAUCCAAGAACUUCAAAUGCACUGGUCCCCUCAUUCGAAAGAAGGCUCUCCUCCUUGCCAUAAAGCAGGGCCGCCAUGACUUUGUAGCCAGUACCGGGUGGUUAACCCGGUUUAAAGAAAGGAAUUCAAUCAAAUUAUUGCCCCAGAAUGAAGUAUGGAUGGAUGAUGCUUUGCCAGAUAAACUUGGAAAAUACAAGCCUAGAGAUAUCUUUAGUGCAGAUGAAACAAGUAUUUUUCAUCCCACGGUACAGGCUAGAAAAAUGAUGUCCAAAGGCAAACAAUAUCAUGGAGCAAAGCAAGACAUGGAUCAAUUAUCUGUUGUGGUCUGUGCCAAUAUGGAUGGUAGUGAAAAGCCAAAGCCUUUAGUGAUUCAGAACCCAAGGAACCCUUCCUCGUUUAAUUCUUCACCAGAACAACAGGUGAACAAAAAGGUGUGGACCGAGACAGAUGUGUUUGUUUCAUGGGUGAAAAAGCUUGACAAUACAUUUUCUGCUUGCGGCCGCAAAAUACUCCUGUUCAUAAAUGAUUGUUCUACCCGUCCCCAUAUCCCAAAUCUUCAGUCUAUCGAGUUUGAAUUCAUCCAAUCCAAGAAGACUCUUAAUCCUAAUCCGAUGGGCCAGGGGGUAAUAACAAACUUCAAAAAACACUAUGACCGAAGACUGGUCAGUUACCUUGAUACCCUUCAGUGUGGAGAGACAUCAGCAUCAUUCUCUGUGAAAGAUGCUACUGAUAUGAUAUAUUGGGCCUGGCAGCAAGUUACUUCAGAUUGUAUCAUCCAAAGUUUUGAGAAGGCACAUUUCUUGGUUGGUGCCAUCGACCCUAGCCUGAUCGACUCUGAUGUUGACAAAGAAGUUGAUCUUGAAGGGGUCCCUGGCCCUUCUUGUCAUUCAGGCAAUAUCCAUGAUAGGAUGAAAAUGGAAUGUGAAAUGUCUAACAUAUCUCCAAACAAAGAUGACAAAACAUUGAACGAAGAGAAGGACCAGACGUGUCUCGAGAAGGUUAUGCAGUCUUCAAUAAUAUUUAGUGAGUUCACCCCAGCAAAUGAAUAUCUGAUGUGUACUGCUGCUUCAUCUGGUGAAGACCUUGUGAAAAUUGUUUCUGAUAGUUCUGACAAUGACGAGGCAUCAGAUGUCACAGUUCUCUCACCCCCACCUUCAUUCUCUGAGGUCAUAAACUGCUUGCAACGUGUGAGAGACUUUCUUUAUAGCAAACAAGAGUCAAGUGACAAACAUUAUGAUGCUGUUACAUGCUUGGAAAAACACAUCUUGAAAUACAGAGACAGUACCCCUGUCCAGAAUAAGGUUAAAGCAAAAACAGAAAAUGCAGGCAAAGAAGAAAAAGAAAGAAAAGGAAGAAAAAGCCAAAAGAAGAGCUGAAGAGGGCGAGGAGGGGAGUGAAGACGAAAGCGAUGAAAGUGACAGCGAAAGUGACAAGGAAGGAAAGGAUGAUGAUGCAGAGGAUAAUUGCUUUGUGAUAGGAGGAAAAUGAGAGGAAAGAAUCCUGUUGCUGUAUGCUCAUAGAUGAUAUAUUAUAGACUGAUAUAUGAAUGAUCCACUGCAUUGAGAUACUACCAACAUUCGUAAGUUUGCUUUGAAUACUGUGUUACAGAGAUCAAAACUUGAUGAGUGACUGCAAAGGCUUAUAAGGUGAUGCUAUUGAAUGAGCAGUUGAACAUACUGAUGAAGGAAAGAUUGACCAUAUUGAGAUGCAACCAUUGAUCUGAUGCCUGUGCUGAUACAGGUCUAUUGUUGGUGUAGGGAGGUCCAAAGUUGAUAAAGACUUAUGUAUGGACUGAGCAGUUGAACACCCUCUGUAUAAUGGAAGAUAGAUUGAUGACCAAAAGAUCCACCAUAUUGAAAUACAACAAGUUGAUGUUCGACUGUAUCUGUACUGCUACCAAAGGGCAGUAAAACAUGACAAAGGGCUGCAGUUCAGGUGUUGUAUGGUGCUAUGAACCGAGCACUUGAAAGUGAAAUUUGACUAGCGAUGUCUAGUAUGCUUAAGUGUAUAGAUGAAAGUGAAAGGCUAGAUUGGAUCUGAAUUCUGUGUUGCUGGACCGAAAAUCUCAAGGAAAUUCUGCAAACUACAUUGAUAAUUUUCCUUUGUUUGAGGAUGUAUUAUGUUUCGAAAAAAUAAUACUGCAUUCUGCAAAAUUAUCUCAUAAUCAGGUGUGCAGUAUAUUCCAUGAUUAAAGGGAUCACCAUAAGAUCGUAUAUGCUCAUUAUUUUUAUGGGGAAUGCAGUCAAUGCACACUCGGUUACAAAUGAUAAACAUUCCUUGUGUAACGAUAAUAUACAUGGAAAGAUUUAUAUUUUCACUUGAAGUGUAUAAUUUUUUGAGGGCAUUAUUUUUUAACAUCUGUGGCUUAUUUUACAAAUAAGAACCAAUGUGUUAAUUUUAAAAUACUGGUAUUAUGAAAUAUAGAAAGACAUGUUAUGCAGCAGAGAUCAUGAUUCCACUUAAGCAUCGCUAUCGGAGGUGUGGUCAGGGGCUGUGUACAAAUAAUCCUUGCAUGUUAAUCUAACAGAUUGACGGUAGUACUUGCGGUAAGUCUCAGGUGAACUAUUUCCACAAGGGGUUAACGAUGUAAUGCUUCAGCAGAUAUGCAGUAGCUUGUUUGGUUUUGUAAUAAUAUAUGAAGGAGUGUCUUACAGAACUAUGUAGUUGCCUACCUGAAAAGUAUACUGCAAUGUCAGUGGUAGAUGGUUGUAAGUAUGAAGUAUUUCAUGCUGAGAGCCAAGAGG
This is a messenger RNA of Lytechinus variegatus (green sea urchin), 3541 nucleotides long. Its product is annotated as tigger transposable element-derived protein 4-like. The record is from RefSeq and is a predicted model, not a curated record. Gene Ontology annotation, cellular component: nucleus. Gene Ontology annotation, molecular function: DNA binding; double-stranded RNA binding. Lineage: Eukaryota; Metazoa; Echinodermata; Echinoidea; Temnopleuroida; Toxopneustidae. The transcript is spliced from 7 exons. The coding region runs from base 38 to 2173 and encodes 711 amino acids.